GAACGAUAGGCUCUUGGACCACAAUGAGUAUCAGUCGUCAUAUGACUCUUUCUUUUCUCUUCUUGUAUAUUUUUAAUUUCCAAGACGUGAUUGCGUUCGCUACGACAGCAAGACACUCGUGUCGUCCGGAACAAAGGAACGUGCUACUCGAAUUCAAAAAGGAGUUUGAGAUUCGGAGGUCUUCUUCGAAACUUUGUAAUAUUGAUGGUCGCAUUGUAGGCUCUUAUCCGAAGACAGAGUCAUGGGAAAAUAACAGCGACUGCUGUUAUUGGGAUGGUAUCACGUGUGAUGCCAAGUCUAAAGAUGUGAUCAAGGUAGACCUCAGCUGCAGCUGCCUCCAUGGCCGGUUUCAUUCCAAUACCAGUCUUGUUAGGUUUCAAAACCUUCCUUCUCUUAAAACUCUAGACCUUUCUAAUAAUUAUUUAUAUGGUCAAGUCCCUUUCUCAAUUGGAAAACUCUCUCGUCUCACCUCUCUUUCUCUUUCCAAUAAUCGGUUUUCGGGUCAGAUUCUACCUUCACUCAAAAAUAUUUCUCAUCUCGCCUUUCUCAGUCUUUCUAACAACCUGUUUUCGGGUUCCAUUGGAAACUUUUCUCAUCUCACAUUUCUGGACCUUUCCUCUAAUCAUUUCACUGGUCAAAUUCCAUUUUCAGUUGGAGUCCUUUCACAACUCAAGUCUCUCCAUCUUUCUAAUAACCAGUUUUCAGGUCAGAUUCCAUCUUCACUUGGAAAUCUUUCACACCUCACCUCUCUCGACUUAUCUGGUAAUCAGUUUUCGGGUCAGAUUCCAACCUCACUUGGAAAACUUUCAUACCUCACCUCUCUCCAACUUUCUGAUAAUCAGUUCUCAAACCAAAUUCCGCCUCCACUUGGAAACCUUUCUCAUCUCACCUCUCUAGAUUUUUCUCAUAACCAUUUUUCAGGCCAGAUUCCAUCUUCAAUUGGAAAACUCUCUCACUUAACUUCUCUAGACUGUUAUGAUAACAGUCUGAUUGGUCAAAUCCCAUCUUCUUUUUCACGUUUGACCCAAUUGACCAACUUGGUCGUAAAUUCCAACAAGCUUAGUGGUAAAUUUCCUAUCGCACUACUAAAUCUGACUAAGCUAUCCUACUUUUCACUCUCCAACAAUCGGUUCACUGGAACUCUCCCUCCAAACAUCACUUCACUAUUCAACUUGAUGUUCAUUUCAGCAUACGACAACGCUCUCGUUGGCGCCCUCCCUUCUUCUCUCUUCAACCUUCCCGCCCUGACCUCUAUUUAUUUGACAAAUAACCAACUCGACGGAUCUCUCAAGUUUGGUAAUAUAUCUUCACCAUCUAAGCUACGAGUGUUAAGCCUCGGCAGUAAUAAAUUCAAAGGUCCAAUCCCGAGUUCCAUUUCCAAAUUAGCCAAUCUCGAGGUGCUUGACAUUUCCCAUUGGAACUCCCCUGUUGACUUCAGCAUCUUCUCGCUUCUCAGCUCGCUCCAACGUCUUUACUUAUCUCACUUGACGGCAACGCCUACGAUCGACCUGAAUACAGUUCUGUCACGUUUCAAGUCUCUCGAUUUAUUGGAUCUCUCAGGAAACCAUGUUUUAGCCACAAACAAAACUACGGUUUCGGAUGCGAUAAGUAAUUUAAACUUGUCAGGCUGCGGUAUAACCGAAUUUCCGGAGCUUCUAAGAACCCAGACGCUGCUGCAGACUCUAGACAUUUCCAACAACAGAAUCAAAGGUCAUGUCCCUGGUUGGUUAUGGAUGCUACCAAAUCUAGGUUACUUGGAUCUAUCCAACAACACCUUCACUGGUUUCGAAAUAUCAACGGCACGCAAACUAUCCUCUCUCCUGGGGCACCUCUUUGCCUCCAACAACAAUUUCUCAGGAAAUGUUCCUUCUCUCAUAUGUGAGUUGCACUCUCUAAGAACCCUCGAUCUAUCGAACAACAACUUCAGCGGUUCGAUCCCUCUCUGUAUGGGAAACCUCAAGAGCACUCUUUCGGUUCUGAACGUGCGUCAGAAUCGUCUUAGUGGAUGUCUUCCAGGGAAUGCAUUCGAAAGUCUAAGGUCAUUUGACGUUGGCCAUAACCAACUCGUUGGAAAGCUUCCGAGAUCGUUGGUGAAUUUCUCCGCGCUCGAAGUUCUAAACGUGGAAAGCAACAUGAUCAAUGACACAUUUCCGUUCUGGUUGAAUUCUCUACGAGAGCUGAGAGUUCUCGUGUUACGCUCCAACGCGUUCCAUGGACCAGUACAUCAAGCCUCUUUCCGUAAGCUGCAAAUCAUCGACAUAUCGCAUAAUCAUUUCGGUGGGAUUUUGCCAGCGGAUUAUUUUGUGAACUGGAGAAAAAUGUCAUCUCUUGAGACGAACAAAGAUGGGUCCAAUCUAAAUUACAUUGGGGAAGGUUAUUACCAUGAUUCCAUGGUUUUGAUGAAUAAAGGUAUAAAGAUGGAGCUGGUCCGGAUUCUAGAGAUCUACACAGCACUCGAUUUUUCCGGAAACAAACUUGAAGGAGAGAUUCCGAAGUCGAUCGGCUUAUUGAAAGAGCUUCACGUGCUCAACUUGUCGAACAAUGCUUUCACUGGCCACAUCCCAUCGUCUAUGGCAAACCUGACAGCUCUUGAGUCACUUGACGUUUCCCAAAACAAUAUUUCGGGAGAAAUCCCACAGGAGUUGGGGAAUCUGUCGUACCUUGCGUACAUGAACUUUUCCCAUAACAAGCUUGUAGGUCUUAUACCAGGAGGCACUCAGUUUCGAAGGCAGGCUUGCUCUUCUUUCAAAGAUAAUUCAGGACUUUUUGGUCCUGCUCUCGACGAAGAUUGCAGUGAUAUCCACAUGCCCUCAUCAUCGCCACCAUAUGAAGCGCUAGAGGUAGAGGAAGAAGAAGAAGAAGAUGUGUUUUGUUGGAUUGCAGCUGCAAUAGGUUUUGUACCUGGUAUUGUAUUUGGAUCAGCAAUUGGAUACAUAUUGGUUUGUUACAAAACAGAGUGGUUCAAGACUCACUUUGGACGAAAUAAACGCAGAUGCAGAGGCACCCCAACUCGUUAG
Messenger RNA from Raphanus sativus (radish), 3017 nucleotides. Its product is annotated as receptor-like protein 34. The coding region runs from base 24 to 3017 and encodes 997 amino acids. Gene Ontology annotation, molecular function: protein binding. NCBI's taxonomy places the organism in Eukaryota, Viridiplantae, Streptophyta, Magnoliopsida, Brassicales, Brassicaceae. The transcript has a single exon. The record is from RefSeq and is a predicted model, not a curated record.